AUGAUAGCUAGGUUAGGAAUCCUUGUAGCUGCUUCAGUUGCAGCCUAUACAUUUCAGCAGAAUGUGAAUGGAUCAAAAUCAGAUCGCGGUGAAGCAAGGAUUAGGGAACAUCAAGAUCAGGGCUUAGAACAGAAGCAUUCUAUUUGUUCUUCUAAUGGUGAGAUGGAAGAAGAAGAUCAAGAAGAGGAGAUUGAGUUUCCGUUACUUGCUGGCAAGAUCAGCGAGGCCGUGAAAGACGGAGAUAAGGAAAACGAAAUGGAAAAAACCGGUACUGAAUUAGAACGGUUGCAAAGUGUAGUCAAGGAACUGGAGGAGAGGGAAGCGGGUCUUGAAAGUGUGUUGCUUGAGUAUUAUGGUUUGAAGGAGCAGGUUGUAGACACGGAAGAGUUACAAAGGCAGUUGAGAAUUAAAACUGUAGAAAUAGAUAUGCUUCGUAUGACGAUUAAGUCCUUGCAUGAAGAAAACGAGAAACUUCAAAAAGAGGUCACAAAUGAAGCUUCGGCAAUCAGAGAACUUGAGGCUGCUAGAAACAAGAUCAAGGAGCUGCAAUCGCAGGUACGCGUCGCUGCUAACCAAACAAAAGGCCAGUUGUUGUUGCUUAAACAAAAAGUUUCUGGUCUACAAACAAAAGAAGAAGAGGUUGCGAAAAAAGAUGCUGAGAUCGAAAAGAAACUGAAAAAUGUGAAUGAAUUAGAGAUUGAAGUUGUGGAGCUUAAGAGAAGAAACAAAGAGCUUCAACACGAGAAGAGAGAAUUAAGUGUUAGUCUUAAUGCUGCUGAGUCUAGAAUCGCAGAACACUCCAGUUUGACUGAGAAUGAAAUGGUUACCGAGGCAAAAACUGAAGUUGGUUGGUUAAGGCAUGCAAAUGAAGACCUGCAAAAGCAAGUGGAAGGACUCCAGAUGAAUAGGUUCGGAGAAGUUGAAGAGCUUGUAUACCUUCGUUGGGUCAACGCAUGCUUGAGAUAUGAACUUAGGAAUUACAAGGCACCUAUAGGAAAAUCAUCGGCGUGUGAUCUAAACAACAGUCUCAGUCCAAAAUCACGAGAGAAGACUAAACAGCUAAUGCUAGAAUAUGCUGGAUCAGAGCGCGAGCAAUGUGAAACUGAUCUUGAAAGCAACUUCUCCCAUGGUCCCACUUCACCAGGCAGUGAGGAUCACGGGGACAAUGAAUCUAUCGAUAGUCCUUCUUACAAAUAUAGCAAUCUUUGCAAGAAAUCUAGCUUAAUCCAAAAGUUGAAGAAAUGGAAUAAAUACAAAGAUUAUUCAAGUGCUCUUUCAUCACCAACUAGAUCUCUUUCAAUAGGAUCUCCUUGCAGGGUGACUACGAGCUAUAGGCCAAGGAAUACACUCGAAUCCCUGAUGCUAAGGAGUUCUCAUGACACGGUAGCGAUCACUACUUUCGGGAGGAAGGAACUCGAACCUACUCGUUCUCCUGAAACUCCAUCUCUUCCAAGCUUGAGAAAAGUUUCAUCGAGUGAUGACAUCCUGGAUUCUGUUUCGGCUUCAUUCCAAUUGAUGUCUAAGUCAGUUGACAGGUCUAUGGAUGAAAAAUAUCCUGCGUAUAAAGACCUCCAUAAAUUGGCAUUGGCAAGGGAGAAGCAACUUAAGGAAAAGGCUGAGAGAGCAAGAGUGCAGAAGUUUGGUGACAAUUCAAAUCCUGAUAUGACAGUGGCUGAACACGAGACACCGGUAUCCUUUCAACCAAAACUUUUCCACGUUGAGAUUAGGCCUCCAAGGAUGCCUCGGCCACCUCCUAAACCAUCUGACGGUGCUCCUGUUUCAAAUUCUUACAAUGGAAUACCAUAUGCACGAUCCGUGCCUUCUCCACCUUCGCCGCCGCCACUAGGAAGUCUACCUAAAGGAUCAUUAGGUGAUGAUAAAGUUAAAAGGGCUCCCGAGCUUGUUGAAUUUUAUCAAUCUUUGAUGAAACGGGAAGCAAAGAAGGAUACCUCAUCACUAACUUCUUCGACAAGUAAUGCAUCUGAUGCCAGGAACAACAUGAUUGGAGAAAUUGAGAAUAGAUCAUAUUUCCUCUUAGCUGUGAAAGGUGAUGUAGAAACACAAGGUGAUUUUGUCAUGUCCUUGGCAACUGAAGUUCGAGCAGCCUCGUUUUCUAAGAUUGAAGAUGUAGUUGCUUUUGUGAACUGGCUAGAUGAGGAACUCUCAUUCCUGAUUGAUGAACGAGCUGUUGUCAAGCACUUCAAUUGGCCUGAAAGUAAAGUAGACGCACUACGGGAAGCGUCUUUUGAAUAUCAGGAUAUGAUGAAAUUAGAGAAUCAGGUCUCCACCUUCACCGAUGAUCCUGAACUCCUAUGUGACGAUGCUUUGCACAAAAUGCAUUCAUUGCUUGAAAAAUUAGAGCAAAGUGCAUAUGCGCUCUUACAGACAAGAGAUUUUGCCAUUUCACGGUACAAGGAGUUUGGAGUACCGGUAAAUUGGCUAUUCGAUUCGGGAGUUGUGGGCAAGAUCAAGCUUUCUUCUGUCCAACUGGCAAACAAGUAUAUGAAGCGUAUUCUAUCUGAACUUGUUAAACUAUCUGGACCUGAUACAGAAUCGACUGCGACAAGAGGGUUUUUAAUUCUGCAAGGUGUGCGCUUUGCUUUCCGUGUUCAUCAGUUUGCAGGAGGCUUUGAUAUUGAGAGCAUGAAGACUUUUGAAGAACUAAGAAACAACAUUCAUGCUCAAGCAGAUGAACAUAAUAAUAAAUCAGAAACAAAGACAUAG
Vicia faba (fava bean) is the source of this 2724-nucleotide messenger RNA. The record is from the annotation of a GenBank genome assembly. NCBI's taxonomy places the organism in Eukaryota, Viridiplantae, Streptophyta, Magnoliopsida, Fabales, Fabaceae.